Messenger RNA from Boeremia exigua, 2814 nucleotides. Its product is annotated as acyl transferase/acyl hydrolase/lysophospholipase. The record is from RefSeq and is a predicted model, not a curated record. Bases 433 to 2328 code for a protein of 631 amino acids. Gene Ontology annotation, biological process: arachidonate metabolic process. The transcript has 3 exons. NCBI's taxonomy places the organism in Eukaryota, Fungi, Ascomycota, Dothideomycetes, Pleosporales, Didymellaceae. Gene Ontology annotation, cellular component: membrane.
GAGGGCACUGUCCAGGUGUGACGUUGGAGGGCUUGGUGAAGCCCAAAGACUGGCAGGUUUCAGCUCUUUCAUAACCACGUGCGCGCGGCCUCUGGACUGUAGACGGCUUCUGUGACUCUUCGGCACGCUCGUGAGAACACCCGACGCAGGUCAUCAGGCACCUGCCACAUUCGUUGAGCGCUCCCAGGCGCGCCGAGGCUGAGAAUCUUAGCACUUGUCCAAGACCCAGCUCUCGUCCAAGACCAGCACGCUCAGCUUCCAACCUCUCCGCUUACACGACUGUGACAAACGCCCGGCGAGCCGUCUGCCAGCCUGCCGAAUACGAACCUCUGAACGUGACCGGCAACCGGCAUCUCCAGACGCGCAUUGCGUACAGCUUGAGCUUGCCGGCCGCAAGGCAGCCACGACCAGCGCGCGCUCAACACCAGCAUCAUGGCGAACACGCACAUCCGGCGCAAAGACACCACCAAGGGUCCGCCGCUGCGCAUCCUCUCGCUCGGCCAGAUGGCGGAGGCGUGCGGGGGGUACUCGAUGCUCAUCAUUCUGCAGGAGCUGAUGCACCGGACGUUCGUCGAGAGCGAGGGGCGGGCGCCGAAGCGACACGAAGUCCCGAAGCCGUGCGAGCACUUCGACCUGAUUGCCGGCACCGGCACCGGCGGGCUGAUUGCGAUCAUGCUGGGGCGGCUGCGGAUGGACGUCGAGACGUGCAAGGACGUAUACGUGCGCAUGACGCGCAAGGUCUUCGAGACGGACAAGACGUUCGCCGGCAUCCCGUACCGCUCGACGCUGUUCAAGGCGUCGAAGCUGGAGGAGGCCAUCAAGGAGUGCGUGCGCGAACACACCAUCUACGACGACGAGGGCAACGACAACCACGACGGACUCGCGUCCUCGGCCGACCUCAGCACCCCGAUGACGCCGGGCAGCGCACUGCAGCAGGGGCGCGUGAACCGGAGCGCCAGCAACGCCAGCAGAUACAGCCAGAUCGGCAUGGCGCCCGUCAACAUGCGCGUGGCCGCCAUGAAGUGGGGCAACCCGAAUGCCCUGCUGUACGACAACCGCGAGGAGCGCACGAAAACAGCAGUCACGGGCGUCUACAAAGGCACGAAGAAGGCCGGCACUGGCCAGAUCCUGCUGCGAUCCUACGACUCGCGCAAAGAACCCGCCGUAGCACCCAACGCGACCAUCUGGCAGGCGGGACGCGCAACAGCUGCGACCGCCCUCGCGUUCAAGCCGAUUCAGAUCGGCCAAUCCGUCUUCCUCGACGAAGGCUCUGGGAAAUACAACCCCUCGCCCAUGGUGCUGGACGAAGCCGUCUGCAAUGAAUGGCCCGGCCGCGACAUUGGCGUCUUCGUCAGCAUAGGCACCGGAAAGCGACCCGACGGAACGAACGCCCAGGAGCAUCUGUGGUGGGAGGGCUUCGUCUCGGGCGGCAUUGGCGACUUUGCCGAGGCGCGUCGCAGACUCAUCGCGAAGAUUGAGGGCUGCGAGAAGACACACAAAGAGAUGAAGGACCACCUCGCGAAGCGCCAGGUCAACCAGGAAAACUACUACCGCCUAAACGUCAACGUCGGUGUGGGCGAGUUCGGCAUGAACGAGUGGAAUGCCUUGUCCGAGAUCAGCACCAACACGCGCAUGUACCUGGCCGAGAAGAAUGUGCAGACCAUGACUCUUGACGCCUCCGCAAAGAUCGCCCGCAUCCACCGCGCAAAGCUGCGCUGGGAGCGUGCAGAGAAGGGCCACAACUCCAGCUCGUCCCUGCCAGCGGCCUCACCACCACCGACCAAGCCCCUGCCGACCAUCCCGGACCCCAUUGGCUUUGCAGUCGAGCUCCCAGCCGAAGAGCUCACUGCUGAGUACAUGUCGACAAUGUCCACGAUGACGCCCGACAUGCGCCCGGCUCCUCUCCAGCCCCACCGCCACCACUCCGACAACGACAAAUACCUCGUCGUCUCCUCGGACGAGUUCCCACAACCCGUGGGCAUCAACGACAUGCCCCCGCGGCACUCGGGCGAGCUCGUCUCGCCCGGCCGCACCUCGGACGAGCAAUUCUCCGCCGACCGCCCCCUCUCCUACGCCCCCUCGCCGCGCCUGAGUUUCGAGCCGCCGCCGCGCCCGCCCAAAACGCCCCUCAACGACGGCAAGAUCCCCCCGCCGCUGUCCGGCCACCCCGCGUUCCGCUCGCCCAUCUCGCCCGUCUACACGACGUCGCCGGGUCCGCCCGUCGGCCUGGGGUUUGCGCGCCCGCCGCCCGGCGCGCCGCUGCCGUACCCGGAUGACGAUGAGCCGCCGGCGGUGAACAAGGCGAGCAAGCCCGAGUAUAUGCGGUAGUACUGGCGGUGUCUGUGCACGGGGGAGUAAUGACGGUAAUGAAUUUUCUUGGUGUAUAUUUGCAUGGCGGACGCAUUGGGGGGAGAUGAGCGGGAUUGUACCUUUAGAUACCCUUUGAAUUGACGUUUCGAAUAUGAGGCGCCUGUAAAUUGACGUUCGAACAUGAGUCACCGAACGCGAGGUCAUUUGCAUUACUGUUGUCGAGCGUUGAGUGGAGAUCAACGUCUGGUUUGUCUCUAUCUUCUAUACCUCCUACAUACUCUACAUCUCCUACAUGUUCUACGAGGUCAUUUGCAUCACCGUAGUCAAGUGGUAAGUGGAGAUCAAACGUCUGUUUUGUCUACAUCCUACAUCCUCUACAUCCUCUACAUCCUCUACAUCCUCUACAUCCUCUACAUCCUCUACAUCCUCUACAUCCUCUACAUCCUCUACAUCCUCUACAUCCUCUACAUCCUCUACAUCCUCUACAUCCUCUACAUCCUCUAC